CAGGAUUUAGUUGUCAUCGCGAUGAUUCUUGGUAGCGUAGCUUAGCAACAUCUAGCCAUUCUCAUUAAAAGGGCUCGUCCCCCCGAACUGCAUUCAAACAUAUUAAAAUAUUGGCUUGCUUUGCUAGUCGAGUACCAGCGUUAACCCUGACAUUUUGGUCUAAAGGCUCUCCAAAAACAAUGCCAGACACCGUUUACGAACCAAAAACGUAUAUUUUGACGUCCAGUUUAUUUUGGGAGGCGUUGUUGUUUAGAAUGAGCUGUCAACAUGCUAAAAUUAUCUCAUAAUUAGUGCUUGUUGGAACAUAUUUUUCAAAGCAUCAAUGGCUAGUAUCGUUCGUGAUGUCAAAACGAAUGUACACACUCUACACCAGGACCAGGCUUGGCUACAUGUACUACAAGAGACAAAUGAGGAAAUCCCGAGAACAUUACCCAGCUGGACACUCCACAGCUCACCCCAUGGAGAUGAAUGGUAUUAAAAUAAUUCCCAUCCCGGUACUGUCUGACAACUACAGCUAUCUUGUAAUCGACACAAACUCCAGUGUUGCAGUUGUUGUAGACCCUGCAGACCCUCAAACAGUCCAGGCGGUUCUUAAGGAAGAGGGAGUGACUUUAGAAGCAAUACUCUGUACGCACAAGCAUUGGGAUCACAGUGGGGGAAACAAAGGGUUGAAGAGGCUUCACAGCUCAUGCAGAGUUUAUGGAAACGCAGCUGAUAACAUUCCAGGCCUCACGCACCCUGUCUCACACAAAGACUCUGUAACAGUUGGUCGUAUGCACUUUAAAGCCCUCUUCACUCCUGGACACACGGUGGGUCACAUGAUCUACCUCCUGGAUGGCAGGCCAGUUGAUUCGCCCUCCAGCCUCUUCUCUGGUGACCUGGUGUUCCUCUCAGGAUGUGGUCGGAUGUUUGAAGGCAGUGCCACAACAAUGCUGUCAUCUCUGGACACAGUUGUCUCAUUAAGUGAUGACACUUUAUUAUGGCCUGGUCAUGAGUAUGCAGAGGACAACCUACUGUUUGCUGCUGAGGUUGAGCCUCGCAACGCUGCCAGGGAAAACAAAUCUCAGUGGGUGCUGCUGCAGCGAGGCCAGAAGCUGUGCUCGAGUCCCUCCACUAUCGGAGAGGAGAAGCAGUACAAUCCUUUCCUGCGCAGCCACUGUACAGAGCUCCAUCAGGCCCUGGGUCUCCAACAGUUCCAAGAUGAAGACUGGACCCAGUUCAGGGCUCGGGUGCUGGAGGAGCUGCGUAAACGCAAAGAUCUCUUCAACAGGAGAUAGUACUGGAAACACUAAGGCCAGCUAAAUGCUGGUAAAGAGGAGCGAGCUCACCUGUUCUGGACAGUGGUACGUUGUAAAGUAAUGAUGAUGGUACUGAAUGAAAGGUCAUGCUCCGAUCAGACAGAACAAAUCAGCAGCCUGGGCGCCUCUUUGUGAUUGUGGUUUUUAAUGGCAAUAAAGCUUUUUGCUUGCUGCUCCUGAAUACCUUGAGCUGAAAAGACUUCAACACAGAGCAGAACAGUUUCCCAUUAUCCAAUUGGAUGAAUAGAGAGGACAUGUGAUUCUGUGGUUGCCUAGCAACAUUAAAAAAAGACGCAUCAAGCUGCUCAUUUUGAAACUUUAGCCUUCAAAAAAAAGAAAAGGCAGUGUAGUGUGUUUCGCAUUUCUGCAACCAGCAGAAAUCGAUCUGUCUGAUCGGGGCGUUAGUCUAUUCAUAAAAAAAACAUUUUGUUAGUUCAAAGGGGCAUUAAGUGAUUUUUGACCUUUAUUAACCUGCAUCAGAGACCACUAAGAACAUAGUCACAACUACAUCAUUACACGAAACUAAUCAAUAAGCCUAUUACCUCUCCACAAACUGUAUGUUGUGCUUAUGUUGUAUUUUUGACGGAUCAGUGUUCAAUUAUUGCCUCCUUAACAUAGAGACUUAACAGUAAUAUAGAUUUUUCAUGAGUAGCUUUCUGUUAUUUUAGGUACAGGCUGAUUUAUGAUUCUGGUGUGUGACAGAGAGGGAUAACAAGCAUUAUGUUAAUUUAGCAUGUUAGGUACUGUAUAUUUUUUUUACUGCAUGGUCUGGUUUAUUUUUAAGGGAAGUUAUACAUUGUAUUAAAAACCUUGCAUGAACAUCUUUGAUCGGCUGGUUUCACAUUAACUUCUGAAUAGAGGUUGAGAUUUUUGAUUGAUUGUGUGUUUGAUAUUGUUAUAUAAUUUUCAGCAAUAACUGUUAAUUUAACAUAUCAAACACUCUUUGCUGUCGGUACUUUGUGUUAGCACAGUCUAUGAAAGAAAGUCUGUACAUUAGCCUUUCAUGUGAAUCUAUGUAUGCUGAAUUUCAGAGCCAAUUUUGUUUUGACAUUUGUGCUAACAUUUUAUAACACGUGUUUGGGCUACUAGCCCUUUUCUGUUUUCCCCUAAAAGUUUCCUGUUAAAAUUCCCUUUAUUGUUUUAAGAUUCCCUAGGGCCCAUGUAUUAGAUGUGAAACACAUUUUUUGUACUGAAGCCCUUUUUGUACCUGUGUAAUGAUUUGACUGGUAGUGCUUUGUAUGAAACAUGACUGAACUGCUGCUGAAGGGAUGAUAAGCUGAAAUAAUUAAACAUGCAGGGUGAUCCGAAUCAAGCAAUCCUAAAGAUAACACUAUUUUGCAAUCACUUUUGACUUUUUAAAAAAAAUGUAUAAUAUUUAAAAGGAAGAAUACAAUGUGACAUUGACUGUGGUACUCACUUUCAAAAAUCAGAAGGAAUGUUUUAUAGACAAUUUGAAAACUUUGAAGCCAAAAUUGUAUAUAGUUUUUAAUAUAUUGGAGGAUUUAUUCUACUGUGAUACAAAGCACGGAAAUAAUUUCAGUAUAAUAAACAACGUUCUCCCCGUGCACAUUUGAAUAUUUGUGUGUUUUUAUAAAGGAAAUGUAAUGCAGCUUCUGGUAGGUGGAAAGAGGCCAGAAUGCAAAGGAAUAAACCUUUAAACUUGUGUGGAGCUUUGAAUGCUCUUCAGAUUCCUCCGCUGCUCCUGCAGUAGGGCUUGUAUCAAAGCACCUUGUCCCCUGGUGACUGUUGACUAAAAUGUUAUUCUGUUUGUUUGAUGCACAUUCCCAUCUUAUUUGCAUAUGUUUGAGUUAUGAAUACCACCACAUGGGAGACUGUUUUACUUCAGGUUACGUUUUAAUGAGGAAAUAUGAAAGUAAACUUCUUCAUUAGAGCUG
Molecule: messenger RNA, 3193 nt
Organism: Centropristis striata (black sea bass)
Lineage: Eukaryota; Metazoa; Chordata; Actinopteri; Perciformes; Serranidae
Gene: pnkd
Product: PNKD metallo-beta-lactamase domain containing
Exons: 9
Coding region: 342-1277 (311 amino acids)
Cellular component (GO): mitochondrion
Molecular function (GO): hydroxyacylglutathione hydrolase activity
Source: RefSeq, a predicted model, not a curated record